AUGAAAUCAUUUGCGUCAUUAUGUUCGAAUCCACUCGUCUUCGAACCAAUUGGGAGUAUGAACAGUGUAUUUUAUGAUCCUGCUAAUUGCCAGGCGCGUUGUUUUUUACCAUUUAUCCAAAAGUGUUUACUCUCAGAGCUAGAGGUGCCAUGGGAGUCAAUGUUAAGUCUACAAGGUCUCCACAAACCUCUAACUUUCGGUUGGUUUUGGUUGCUUAAUCCUUUUACUAUUCCUUGCAGAAUCGAUGACAAGGGAGAAGUCCUAUCAAUUAAAUUUGAUCCACAUUGUUCCAUAUUGAGCCUACAAAGGAAGCGUAAUUCCGUCGAGUUCAUAAACUUUUCAAAUGGCAGACCUGAAGACUUAGCAUAUUCACGAAAUUCCAAGAAAUCGGCUUCCAUCAUUAUAGGUUUUGUUUGGUCAGGUGAUUCUGAGAUUAUUUUUGUGACCAACGAGGGUUUUGAGCUCUAUCAAGUCAACCGCGAGCUCCGAACCACGAAGGCUCUCAAACAGGGAUUUGUCCAGACAAAUUGGUACAAUUGGGACCCUUUAACUAAGACCCUUCUCCUGUCAACUGGUGAACUUGGAAAUCGACUGUAUGUCACAUGUUUUGAAAAUGGAACGGUUACAAAAUUACCAAGCUUCGAGGUUCCUGAAGAUGAAGUCCUUCCUCUCAAUCAUGGACCUUCCUCCAAUACUUCAGGAGAAACAAAGAAACUUCAGCAGAAAGACUGUCUGCUUGCCAACUUGUAA
Messenger RNA from Rodentolepis nana, 750 nucleotides. NCBI's taxonomy places the organism in Eukaryota, Metazoa, Platyhelminthes, Cestoda, Cyclophyllidea, Hymenolepididae. The record is from the annotation of a GenBank genome assembly.